AUGAACUCUUUCCUCCCCAGGCAUUUCCGGGGCGAGCCCUCGGUAGCACAGAACCAAGCACCCACCUGGCUGAGCAAAAGAAUCACUCCCAUGGUGCAGUUCCUCUCGCGGCUCGCCUGUGGCCACCCGAUCCAUACGGUCGUUGUCGUCGCGCUGCUCGCCAGCACCUCAUACGUCGGUCUGAUCCAAGAUAGCCUUUUCGAUCGAAGUGUCCGCGCCGGCAAGGCCGAUUGGUCGUCCUUGACCGAAGGCAGCCGCACGCUUCUCGCCAGCCCCGAUACUACGUGGAAGUGGCAGUCUGUCGAGCAGGACGCCGCCCCGACCACCGAUGUCGAUCACCUCGCCCUCCUGACUCUCGUUUUCCCGGAUACUCUCUCGAGCGAUUCACCGAGCACCGCCCCGCUCUCCCAUACCGUCCCCACGCCGAGCAACCUCUCCAUCACCGCACUCCCGGGAACAGAGAAUUCGUUCACCACCUACGCACAAGACAGCAUCCUCGCCUUUGCCCUCCCAUACCAGCAGGCACCCGAGUUCGUGUCCGCUGCCCAAGAGAUCCCUAAUGAGGAUGCUGAGGAGACGGAGACGCGCCAUGGCCGAGAGAAGAAGAUGUGGAUCAUGAAAGCGGCCAAGGUCACUACACCUAGUAACGCCGUUCAAUGGGUCAAAGAUGCGUGGUCCGAGUUCCUCGACUUGCUCAAGAAUGCUGAGAGUCUUGAUAUUGUGAUCAUGGUACUUGGGUACCUGUCCAUGCACCUGACGUUCGUCUCUUUGUUCGUCUCCAUGAGGCGCUUGGGCUCCAACUUUUGGCUGGGCCUCAACACGAUCCUCUCUUCCGUCUUCGCUUUCCUCUUUGGUCUCGCCGUUACCACUAGACUGGGUGUUCCCAUCAGCGUUAUUCUUCUCUCUGAAGGCCUGCCAUUCUUGGUAGUUACCAUUGGUUUUGAAAAGAACAUUGUCCUCACCAGGGCUGUUCUAUCGCAUGCCAUCGAACACCGCCGCGUCCAGAUCCAGAACUCCAAGUCUGGAAAGAGGAGUGCCGAGCCCGUCACCCAGAGCCUCAUCCAGUAUGCCAUCAAAGCUGCCGUCAAGGACAAGGGUUUUGAGAUUGUCAGGGACUAUGCUAUUGAGAUCGUUAUUCUUGUUGUCGGUGCCGCCUCUGGCGUCCAGGGUGGCCUUCAGCAAUUCUGUUUCCUUGCUGCUUGGAUCUUGGUCUUUGAUUGCGUUUUGUUGUUCACAUUUUACACUGCGAUCCUCAGCAUCAAGCUCGAGAUCAACCGCAUCAAGAGGCAUGUCGACAUGCGCAUGGCUUUGGAAGCCGAUGGUGUUAACCGCCGUGUGGCUGAAAACGUGGCUGAGGGCAACGACGAUAAGGAGACUUCCCUUUUCGGACGCAAGAUGAAGAGCAGCAACGUGCCCAAGUUCAAGGUCAUCAUGGUCACUGGAUUCGUUCUGAUCAAUGUCAUCAAUCUCGUCACCAUUCCAUUCCGUACGCCUACCUCCCUGAACACGAUCCGUUCGUGGUUUGGUGGUCUUGGAGGUGUUGUUUCCAGCCCUCCAGUGGACCCCUUCAAGGUCGCCUCCAACGGCCUGGAUGUUCUUCUUCAGGGCGCCAAGUCGAGCGGCAAGGCCACCCUGGUAACUGUCCUUACCCCUAUCAAGUAUGAGCUUGAGUUUCCCUCAGUCCACUAUGCCCUCACUGGCUCCAUCGGCGGCAGUGGCUCCCUGUUCGAGAAUGGCCUGGGUCUGGAGGGAUACGGUCUCGGCGGUCGCAUGGUCGGAAGCCUGUUGCAGAGUUUGGAAGACCCUGUCUUGUCCAAGUGGAUCGUCAUCGCUCUCGCUCUCAGUGUUGCCCUCAACGGCUAUCUCUUCAAUGUGGCCAAAGCUGGCAUCAAGGAUCCCAACAUGCCCGACCGCAUCAUCGAUCGUAAUGAGCUGGCCAAUGCUGAGCGAUUCAAUGACACCAGCACCACUACCCUUCCCCUCGGUGAGUACGUACCGCCAACUCCUAUGCGCACUGAGCCUGCUACACCCGCCAUGACCGACGAUGAGGGUGACGGAGCUGUUCCCCGACCAAAGGUGAAGCAGGGCUCUACCGUCAUCCGCAGCAUUCCAACUCUUGAGCAGUUGAUUGCCGAGAAGCGCGCCCACGAGCUGAAUGAUGAGGAGGUCGCUCUGAUGUCGCUGCGUGGAAAGAUCCCUGGAUACGCUUUGGAGAAGAGCUUGAAGGAUUUCACUCGCGCUGUCAAGGUUCGCCGAACUAUCAUCUCUCGGACCAAGGCUACUCAGGAGCUCACUCAUACGCUCGACCACUCCAAGCUUCCUUAUGAGCAUUACAACUGGGAACGUGUCUUUGGAGCCUGCUGCGAGAACGUCAUUGGUUACCUUCCUCUCCCAGUUGGUGUCGCCGGGCCUUUGGUGAUUGACGGACAGAGUUAUUUUAUCCCCAUGGCAACGACUGAAGGUGUCCUGGUUGCUAGCGCAAGUCGAGGUUGCAAAGCCAUCAAUUCUGGAGGUGGUGCCAUCACCGUUCUCACUGCUGAUGGUAUGACUCGCGGUCCUUGCUUGGGCUUCGAGACCCUUGAACGCGCCGGUGCCGCCAAGAUCUGGUUGGAUUCGGAAGAUGGUCAGGACGUCAUGAAGAAGGCCUUCAACUCGACUAGUCGCUUCGCCCGUCUGCAGAGCAUGAAGACCGCCCUGGCCGGAACUAACCUCUAUGUUCGCUUCAAGACAACUACUGGUGACGCCAUGGGUAUGAACAUGAUCUCCAAGGGUGUGGAGCACGCGCUCUCCGUCAUGGCCAACGAGGCUGGCUUCGAGGAUAUGCAAAUCAUUUCGGUUUCUGGUAACUAUUGUAUCGAUAAGAAGCCUGCCGCCCUGAACUGGAUUGAUGGCCGUGGAAAGAGCGUUGUUGCUGAGGCUAUUAUUCCUGGAGAUGUUGUUAAGAACGUACUCAAGAGUGAUGUCGAUUCCCUUGUCGAGCUCAACAUCUCAAAGAACUUGAUUGGAUCUGCCAUGGCUGGUUCUAUUGGUGGAUUCAACGCCCACGCAGCCAACAUCGUGGCGGCCAUCUUCUUGGCCACUGGUCAAGAUCCCGCCCAGGUUGUGGAAAGUUGCAACUGUAUCACCACCAUGAGAAAUCUGCGCGGCUCUCUCCAGAUCGCCGUCUCCAUGCCCUCUUUGGAGGUCGGUACCCUGGGAGGAGGUACCAUCCUCGAGCCUCAGUCCGCCAUGCUCGACAUGCUGGGUGUCCGUGGCUCUCACCCCACAAACCCAGGUGACAAUGCCAGGCGCUUGGCUCGCAUCAUUGCUGCCGCCGUCCUCGCUGGUGAGCUGUCGCUCUGCAGUGCCCUCGCUGCCGGCCAUCUGGUCCGAGCCCACAUGCAACACAACCGAAGUGCCGCACCAUCCCGCAGCGGCACUCCCGCACCCCCUGCCGCCAUGACGCCCGUGUCUAUGGCGAUGACCUCUGCGCUGGAUAAGACCAACGGAGCUAAUGGCACCCCCAGUGCUGCUGCCGUGCAAAGGUCCAAGCGAUGA
Clonostachys rhizophaga is the source of this 3537-nucleotide messenger RNA. The record is from the annotation of a GenBank genome assembly. Lineage: Eukaryota; Fungi; Ascomycota; Sordariomycetes; Hypocreales; Bionectriaceae.